Molecule: messenger RNA, 1925 nt
Organism: Vigna umbellata (rice bean)
Lineage: Eukaryota; Viridiplantae; Streptophyta; Magnoliopsida; Fabales; Fabaceae
Product: putative polyol transporter 6
Biological process (GO): transmembrane transport
Cellular component (GO): membrane
Molecular function (GO): carbohydrate transmembrane transporter activity
Source: RefSeq, a predicted model, not a curated record
UUGUUUUGUUUGUGCUGUUCCUUUUAGUGUCUGUACAAAUAUUUGAAGUCACUAUUGCUUUGCUGUUCUUCAUUUUUUCUCUCAGCUAUGGAGGAGAAUUCUGCUGAGGAACACCAUUAUUACUACCCUCUUCCUGCUUCUGCUCCCAAAGCUGAUUCCAACCUCAGUGAUGCUGAGAAGGGAGGAACUUGUGCAGAGGAAAAUAGCCUUCACAACAAGCCCAGCACAUCACAGAGUAAUAAUCCUGCCAUCAACAAAUAUGCUCUUGGUGGUGCUAUCUUGGCUUCCACAAACUCCAUUCUCUUAGGCUAUGAUAUUGGGGUCAUGAGUGGUGCUGCAUUAUUUAUCAGGCAAGAUCUCAAGAUCACAUCAGUCCAAGUGGAAAUCCUUGUUGGGUGCUUAAAUGUGUGUUCUCUAAUUGGGUCUCUUGCUUCAGGCAAGACUUCAGAUUUGAUUGGGAGGAGGUAUACUAUAAUGAUUGCUGCAGCAACAUUCAUGAUUGGUGCUAUUCUGAUGGGGUUAGCUCCUUCAUUCCUAUUCCUAAUGGUAGGUCGUGUAGUUGCUGGCAUUGGUGUUGGUUACUCCCUCAUGAUUUCACCAGUGUAUGUGGCUGAGCUCUCUCCUGCCCUCACCAGAGGACUUCUCACAUCACUCCCUGAAGUCUUCAUUAGUGUUGGCAUUUUACUUGGUUAUGUCUCUAACUAUACAUUUUCAAGCCUCCCUAAUGACAUAAAUUGGAGAAUCAUGCUUGGUGUUGCGGUCUUCCCAGCUUUUGCUGUGGCACUUGGUGUGUUGGCAAUGCCUGAAUCACCUCGCUGGCUAGUAGUGAAGGGAAGAUAUGAGGAAGCAAAACAGGUUUUGAUUAGAACAUCAGAGAAUAAAGGAGAAGCUGAAUUGAGGCUUGCUGAGAUACAAGAAGCUGCUUCUGCUUCCAUCACAGGCAAGGACAAAGGAUGUUCUUCUUCUGAUUCUCCCAAUAAUUCAGGAACUUGGCAUGGACAAGGAGUUUGGAAGGAGUUACUUGUCACACCUACUCGCCCUGUGUUUAGAAUCCUUGUUGCUGCCAUUGGUGUUAACUUCUUCAUGCAGGCUUCUGGGAAUGAUGCUGUGAUAUAUUACAGCCCUGAAGUGUUUAAGGAAGCUGGGAUUGUGAAUGAGAAGCAGCUUGUGGGCGUUACAAUCAUCAUGGGAAUAACCAAGACAUGCUUUGUUUUGAUUUCAGCCAUGUUCAUGGACCGGUUUGGGCGAAGACCCAUGUUGAUGUUGGGCUCAUGUGGCAUGGCAAUGUCUUUGUUCUUGCUGGGCUUUGGUUGCACAUUCCUUAAGCUUUAUGGUGACACACAUGAUGGAUUGGUCAUUGCCUUGUGUGUGGUUGCUGUGUGUGCUACAGUUUCAUUCUUUUCUAUUGGGCUUGGGCCCACAACUUGGGUGUAUUCUUCAGAGAUUUUUCCUCUUAGGCUAAGGGCCCAAGGUUCCAGUUUGGCAAUUUCUGUGAACCGUGUGGUGAGUGGAAUUGUGUCCAUGACAUUCCUUAGUGUCUCAGAGGCAAUAACAUUUGGGGGCAUGUUCUUUGUGCUUGGUGGGGUGAUGGUGUGUGCGACAUUCUUUUUUUAUUACUUUUUACCAGAGACCAAAGGCAAGAACUUAGAGGAGAUUGAAGCUUUGUUUGAAGAUCAGACACGUCCUGUCUAGGAUUGAGUCUUAGAUUAAAAGUUUUGAUCUUUGUGUGAAUGAUCAAUUUCUGAAAUUGAAGAAAAAAUGGUGCUGUUGUCGUACAAGGGACAGACACACAAAUGCAAUUCUUUUUUUGUUUGUUUCAUUGUUUUGCUUGCUAAGGUACAAUCUGGUUUAUAAUUGGAUUUGUACAUUGGGUGGAUUAUUGAAUAGAUACCCUGAAAUUAUUUUUUCCCAAGAAAAAAUGUUUA